UUGUGUAUGAUUCUAUAUGUUUUUUGUAUGGUUACACACUGGGUGUAUCUCCCCGCGAUUAGACAAUUGUUAGGUUAGUCCUUGCUUGUAGAAUUCACAAUGGCUAAAGUGGGUCACACUCGAAGUGUUUACCGUUAUGUUGGUAAGGAUGCAGUAUUUUUGCGUUUCAGCAUAACGGUAUUUGUGUUGGCUAUAUCGUCAUGUGUGUUCCAUUCUAGGAAGAUUUUUGAGAUUUUAUCGAUUUUUACUGAGCCUAUGUCAGAUUCUAGUGUUAAAGGUCAGGAUGUUGGUCUUCGUAUAGAUUUUGGGCACAUUGGCAAUCGUCUUAAAAGUCAGACCAAGGGUGAAACAUUCCUCAUGGUUCUUUUAGCAUUAGUUCUUAUGUUAUUGAUUGCUAUGUUACUAUGUCUAUGGAGCAUAAAGACCCGUUUAUUCUUUUUCUACGAUCGUUGUAUGUUUAUAGAGGGUUCUGAUGAGUUUAGUAUCUAUGUUAGACGUGUUGCAACUCAUGUUUAUGUUACUGAGCCUUCAUCUGUGGAUUCCCUAGAUGAGCACAAGACACAUGAUGCUGUUUUAAUACCUCUUAAGAAAUCUCGUCUAUAUACAUACUAUCGUUAUGGUCAUCGUAAGUACAUUUUGGAUGAUGCCAGUGGUUCCUUUCGUGCUGUGGAGCAUAUUGAUUCAGUUAAUCGAAACGUCUUAGCCUCAUGGAGAGGUUUAAGUGCUAAGGACUCUGGGAGCAACACUUCACUGGGCAUGGAACGUUCGCUUACUGUUUGUGGUGAGACUUACGGUGACAAUGAUUACGAGAUUCCUGCUUGUAAUUUUUGGUCCAUGUUAUUUGAUGCUUUUCUUAGUCCAUUUUUUAUUUUCCAAUUAGGUUCCUCGUUGAUGUGGAUACUAGAUGACUAUUGGUACUAUUCUAUGUUAUCUGUGUUUGCUAUUGUAGUCAUUGAGGUACAGAUGGUAAACAAGCGUAUUCGUGAUUAUGACCGUAUUAAUUCUAUGCGUAUUCCUCCUAACAACGUAACAGUUUACCGUGAUGGCAAGUGGCACAGCAUCAGUAGCACUGGCUUAUAUCCCGGCGAUUUGUUUCUAUUAUCCCAUGAUCCUGCUAGUUCUGCUACUAUUGCUCCUGCGGACUGUUUAAUUCUAUCUGGUGAGGUUGUUGUGGAUGAAUCCAUUCUAACUGGUGAAUCAGUUCCACAAUUCAAGUCAGCGUUUGAUUUGAAUGAAGUGUCAACUCGGCAGUCCGUUGCUACAGAUGGCGAGCUUAGGCAAUGCACAGUCUUUUCGGGUACAUCCAUUGUAUUAUGUCGUACAGAGGGUAAAUCCUUUUCUGGAUUGGUAACUCCUAAAUCCGGUUGCGUUUGUGUGGUUUUAAGGACCGGUUUUGAAUCAUAUCAGGGUAGAUUGGUGAAUGCCAUCAUGCAUUCUGGUGACCGUGUAUCUGCUUCUACUACUGAGGGUUGGUGCUUUUUGGGAAUAUUGCUUACAUUUGCUGUGACAUCCUGCAUUUUUGUUAUUAAGCGCUUGCCAACUGCAACUUUGAAGAAAUUGAUUCUUACGGUUCUUCAUAUUAUCACCUCUGUUAUUCCACCUGAGUUUCCAGUUAUCCUCUCAAUGGCCGUAACAUUAGCCAUUUUACAACUACACAAGCGUGGUAUAUAUUGCACUGAGCCAUUUCGUGUUCCUUAUGCUGGUCAGUUGGACGUUUGUGCUUUUGAUAAGACAGGUACUUUGACUGAUGACCACAUGAAGGUGGCCGGUGUGGUAUUGGAUGAUAGCACAAUGCCUGACAAGGGUAAUACGGAUGAAAUACCUAUACCCAUAUCCACCGCUUUGGUCAUUGGUGGCUGCCACUCGAUAACGCGUGUUGGUGGCAAGACUGUUGGUGACCCUAUGGAGAAGGCUGGUUUUGAGCACCUUGGUUGGACUUUAUGCAAUGACAACAAGACCGUUGAAUCACACCAGCCCUGGUUUUUCAAUACUAAUACUAGUAUAGCUCAAUCCAAGAUCACUAUCUUACGUCGUUGGCAAUUUACAUCUGAGCUUGGUCGCAUGUCCACUAUUAUCAGUGUAAAGGGCAAUGCCAGUUACUGGAGCAAGGAUAUCUUGAAUGCCGUUUCAAAUGCCGCUAAGAAUGCUGGAAAUCCCGGGGCAACUGCGUCACCAUAUGGCAAUUCUACUAUAUCAUUUGAUAACACCUAUGAUGGUUGUAUCAUGUUAUUGUGCAAGGGUGCUCCAGAGCGUCUUCGUCCAUUGCUUCGUGAUGUCCCUAAUUACUAUGACUCUGUAUACCAACGUUUAGCCAUUGGUGGUAUGCGUGUAAUUGCACUUGCCUGCAAGCGUUUGGUCAUAAAUCCAGAGGACGCAGCAUCGGUGUUACGUUCUGAAGUUGAGUGUGAUUUGGAUUUUGUUGGUUUUCUUGCUCUCGAGGCUCCGAUUAAGCCCUCGUCUAUAAUUUGUAUGAGGCAGCUUGAGGGCCACAAGAUCGUUAUGAUCACUGGUGACAACGUUCUUACUGCAUGUCACGUUGCUGAUACCGUUGAGAUCGGUGACCGUCGUAUUGAUAAGUAUCAUUCAUCAAUCGCUGUUAACAGUGACUUUGCAAUUCUCGUGGCAGAUGGCAAGCGAUUUACAUGGCGCUUACGUAAUGGCGAGCCUAUAUCCAAGGGUGGCAUCGAUUUCAUCAGUGAGAUGCACCAAUUGAAGUCCUCCAUGCGUUUAUGCAUUACGGGUCCUACUAUUGACGCCUUGAUUACAUUUGAACGUGAAACUGGUCGUAAGGCACUGGUGCACGUUGUGCUUAAUGCUACUGUAUUUGCCCGUGUAUCCCCGCAGCAGAAGGAGUUUAUCAUCCGUACGUUUAAGCGCGCUGGUAUGAAAACAUCUAUGUGUGGUGAUGGUACUAAUGACAUGGCUGCCCUUAAGGCAUCCCAUGUUGGCAUAUCGCUUCUUAAGAGUGCGUUUACUAAGAAUUCUGGCUCCAAUGUGGGAAAACUUUCGGAUUUGAUAAAUCGUCAUAAGAACGUCCGUCAUCGUGCGAUGCUUGAGGAGUUGAAGCGUGAUUUGGAGGACGAAAUACCAGAAUUGAAACUUGGUGAGGCUAGCAUAGCCUCACCCUUUACCUAUCGCAAGAGUGACGUUUACUGCGUACCAUUACUGGUUCGCAGUGGCCGUUGCGCGCUUACUAAUGUGGUUGUGAUGUACAAGAUCAUUGGUAUCAAUUCUCUGAUAACAUCGUUGAGCAUGUCUGUAUUGGCUGUUGAUGGUGUUAAUUUCAGUGAUGCUCAGACAACAGCCUAUUCACUUCUUUACACCGCCAUGUUAAUGGCAUUAUCCAGGUCAAAACCAUCACAGGUUCACAGUACUAAGCGUCCUGAGGAGUCCAUAUUUAAACCCAGUAACUUUACCAGUUUCGCUUUACAGUGUUGUUUACACGUGGGUGUGAUAAUGCGCCUAUGGUCUCUUGGUAUGAUUGGGAGACCUCCUGGGUACGUUGCUGAUCUCGAUACACCAUUUGAGGCCAAUUUGGUAAACACACUUGUUUUUUAUGGCUGCUUCGUGGUCAACAUAUCGGGUUUUUUGGCCAAUUACCAGGGUUAUCCCUAUAUGGAAUCUCUUAUGGAUAACAAGUUUGUUUACCGUCCAUUGGCUGCUGCUACUUUUUUCAUUUUAUUGCUUGUUUGUGACUUGAUCAGUCCACUGGCUAACUUCUUCUCUUUGGUUGAGAUACCAGGUCACAUGAUUCGUCUUCAUGUCAUUGCUAUUUUGCUUUUGGACAUGGUAGGUUCAUUUUUCAUUGAGCAUGGUUGUCGCCGACUAUUGUCCCCUUAAGUGGAUAUCACUUUAGAGUCCAUGUGACUCGGAUAUGUUAUAAUCCUUAGUACUAUAUAU
Babesia bovis T2Bo is the source of this 3900-nucleotide messenger RNA. Its product is annotated as E1-E2 ATPase family protein. The record is from RefSeq and is a predicted model, not a curated record. The coding region runs from base 100 to 3840 and encodes 1246 amino acids. Gene Ontology annotation, molecular function: P-type ion transporter activity; nucleotide binding. NCBI's taxonomy places the organism in Eukaryota, Apicomplexa, Aconoidasida, Piroplasmida, Babesiidae. Gene Ontology annotation, cellular component: endoplasmic reticulum membrane. Gene Ontology annotation, biological process: intracellular calcium ion homeostasis. The transcript has a single exon.